UUAGUUCCAGAAUUCUGUAUUCCAUCCCAGUGCAAUCACUUACCAAAAAAAAAAAAAAAAAAAAAAAAAGUGUUUCCUGAGAAUCCAGUGGUGUGUUUCAAACUCUUAAGGAUGAAAAAUGUGCACAUCUGCACCAAGCAGUCUAUUUUAUUCACAUGUUGAUGGUCUUAAACAGGCAUAAUUGCUUCUUGUAUUCUUUACUUCUGGUAUUCUUCUGUGCCCACUGGAAAAUUUUAAGUGCCAUUUCGUUUUAUUUUUUGUUUGGUUUGACUCCUCAUAUUUAAAAUGAUAGAUUAUGCCAAGUGAAAAGAUAGCGAUACAUUUUCUUUCAAAUGAGGUUUCUCUUUCUGAAUGUACUCACCACUGUAGAAGUGCCAGCAGUACACCUGGGGAGAUGUGUGUCACAAAAGCUAGGAAAACAAAAUAUGUAUUUUAACUGUCAUCCAGGACAAGGCAGGAGUUGUAGUGGGAAGCUACAUGGCUCGUAUUUGGAAUGUGAUACCUAAAUAGUAUGUUUUAUCAGUGCUUUUGAAAAAUGAUUUAUGUAAGAAAAUUAAUUAAAGAUUCCAAGAAAUGCAUUCUUCAAAGAAAUACUGUCUUUUUGAUAACGGAAAGAAGGCAGAACUAAUUUUUGGUUCGAUAUAUUAAUAAUGAGGCCUGUAGGUACCUAGUUACAGUGUUUGUCAUUAGUGGGAAUUCUAAAAUUUGCUUGAAAUUGAGCUGAAAGGCCAUUCAAGUGUCAGUAUCUGUUCCUGUGAGCUGGGCUUAAGCAAUGAAGGUUGUAUUAAAACAGAUAGUUGCAUAUCUGCCAAAUGAAUGCCUUAUGUUGUCAGUAACAGGUGAAUUUCUGCUAUAUAAGGAAAAUGCAGUUUAAAAUUCCAGAACAAAAAAGAAGAGCGAGGAAGGAAGCUCGCAUUUGCUGUCUGUCACCUCAGUUACCAAAACUCUGCUGUGUGGUGGGCAGGGCGGUGCUGAAGUAGCAGGCUUCUGGCUAGGCAGAGAAAUUAAAAAGACACCCUUUAAAAAGCGUACAAUUCAGUAAUUCCAGUAUGAGAAACUAAACUGUAAAAUGCAGAUUUUUUUGUUUAAAGGUUGCAGCACAUAUUGACUAGGUGUGAUUCUUUGAAUUCUGCAUUUAGGGCAAGGAGACGGUCUGAGCAGAAAGUUGGAAUUGAAGGCUGUAGACUCAGGAGCUGAACAUGUCAUGCUAAUUUUUGCUGUGAAUAAGACUCAUGGCCAAAAUGUUGACUCUUCAGGAGCAUUUGGGAAAAAUACUCUUUAAAUUUCUGUUGGACUUCAAUGUAUCUCUUUUUUUGUCGUCAGAUAGGAUGUGUGACAUCUAAGAAGCUAAAGAGAUCUAUAGCCCAGUCUUUCACUGAAUACCUAGAGUAUUUUAGAGACUAAAUGUUCUCCUCCACUACACCCCCCACACCAACCUUACUUUAUUUUGAGCCUGCCCUUUGUCAGAUACAUGGAGAGACCCAAUGCUUUUGUAAACAGUAGCUUCCUGCUAUUUUAAUAAAUAAAGAAGUAAACAGUUGUAGCUUAGCUUGGAAGUGGGUCCAUGACUAAGUUGUGACCUGUCUUCGCAUUGUUAAACCUCAGCAGAACUGGAUAAGUAAUUCUUGCUAUGCAUGAUACUAAGCAUGUGAUAAGGCACCCUGUACCAUUCCAGUAGCUGCAGAGCAGGGAGAAAAUACACAAAUACUUGCUUUCAAAAAAAAUUAGAAGGAUGGAAUAGGAGACAGUUGUCACAACAGAGAUCUUGAAAGAUGUUUAACGCAACCCCAGUUAAGUACAGGUGUUUCUCAGACAAUUAGAAACUGAAAUAAUUCUAUUCUAGAUGUUUCUAGGACUGAAAUAAACCAGCAUAGAUAGGAAAAAAUUACCUUCUACGUGGUGUUUGAGUUUUUGUACUUGGUAGUUCCUGAGCUUGGGAUCUAACUGACUGUUUUGCUAUCUUUGGCAGUAUUACAGGGGUGUAUUCUCACAUGAAUGAAGUGUUCUUGAAUAAAGAACAAGGAACAAACAGGCUUUUUUUCCCUGUUUGGCAUGAGUGUUUUCUUCAGCUAACUUCUUACUUAAAGAGGGUUCCGAUGUUGCAUUCAUCUUCGGCUUUUGCUGAAUAUGUAUGAUCAUGUUUUAGAAAGCUUUGGGAGUAGUAGAACAUCUUAUUCUACCAAUAGUCUUGAAGGUGUGUGAAGAAUAACAAUUGGGGGGGUUUUGGUGGUGUGUUGUUUUGGUUUUUUUUUCUCCCCAGGUGUAAGUUUAAACAGUCAUCUUCCCACCAGUGAUUAAAAUGACAUUUAUUUUCCUGGAAAAGCUGUUUUAACAAAAGUUCUUGAUGUCUGUGUUCAUGCACUGACAGAGUUACAAGUAUAGAUUAAUAUGAAUUACUAUUGAAUGUGUGAAUAUAGGUAAACUAGAUAAACUACACUUAGUUUUAAAAGUACCAAAGUACCAAAAGUACCAAAACUGAGUUGUUGCCUUUAAGUAGGAGUUUGAUAUGUAGAAUAACGCUAGCGCACAUCCAAGUAAAGGAGUUACUGAUCAAGAUACAUUAAUUGCAUGAAGGCUACAAUGAAGACUGUAGCUGGCUGCAGUAGAAAUAUACUGGUCUGGAAAACAUUACCACCACCAGUGAAUGGCUUGAUCUUCACUCUCAACUCCAGAUGACUUGUCCUGCUGUUUGUAAGGAUGUCAUCUGUUACUGAAAAUGGGGAUGUUACUGCUGGAAAGCCAAAUGAGGAGAAAACAUAUAAAAAGACUGCAUCCUCAGCUAUUAAAGGUGCUAUCCAGCUGGGAAUAGGAUACACAGUGGGAAACCUUACAUCAAAACCAGACAGAGAUGUUCUUAUGCAAGACUUCUAUGUAGUGGAAAGUGUCUUUCUACCAAGUGAAGGGAGCAAUCUCACCCCUGCUCAUCAUUACCCGGACUUCAGAUUUAAGACGUAUGCACCUCUUGCCUUCCGCUAUUUCAGAGAACUUUUUGGUAUCAAGCCUGAUGAUUACUUGUACUCCCUCUGCAGUGAGCCUUUGAUUGAAUUAUCCAACCCAGGUGCCAGUGGGUCCUUAUUUUUUGUAACUAGUGAUGACGAGUUCAUCAUCAAAACAGUUCAACACAAAGAGGCUGAGUUUCUUCAGAAGCUCUUGCCAGGUUAUUAUAUGAAUCUGAACCAGAAUCCAAGGACUCUUCUACCCAAGUUUUAUGGGCUGUACUGUGUUCAGUCAGGAGGCAUUAAUAUUAGAAUUGUUGUAAUGAACAAUGUUUUGCCACGAGCCUUGAAAAUGCAUUUCACGUAUGACUUGAAAGGCUCCACAUACAAACGGAGAGCAUCAAGAAAAGAGAGGGAGAAGUCCAACCCUACAUUCAAAGACUUGGAUUUCUUGCAAGAUAUGCAUGAAGGGUUGUAUUUUGACUCUGAAACACACAGCGCACUAAUGAAAACACUACAGCGGGAUUGUCGGGUUCUAGAAAGUUUUAAGAUCAUGGAUUACAGUCUGCUACUGGGAAUCCACAUACUGAACAGUAACAUGAAUGAAAAAGAGGGAGAGAGUUCCCAGAGUGCGUCGGAUGCAAAACGUCCAGGAGGGCAGAAAGUUCUCUAUUCCACAGCCAUGGAGUCUAUACAGGGCCCUGGAAAGGCAGGAGACUCUGUCACCAGAGAGACAACAAACACAAUGGGAGGUAUUCCAGCUAAAACCCAUAAAGAAGAAAAGUUGCUUUUGUUUAUGGGCAUUAUUGAUAUUCUCCAGUCUUACCGAUUAAUGAAGAAGCUGGAACAUUCUUGGAAAGCUCUUGUUUAUGAUGGGGAUACUGUUUCAGUUCACCGACCAAGUUUUUAUGCAGACAGAUUUUUAAAGUUUAUGAGUACAAGAGUUUUCAAGAAAGUUCAAGCUUUAAAGUCUUCACCUUCAAAGAAACGGUGCAAUUCCAUCACGGCUCUGAAGGCAACAUCACAAGAAAUAGUGUGUGCCAUUAGCCAGGAGUGGAGGGAUGAACAGCAUGGCAUUCUUGCUGAAGGACAAAGCUAUGCCAGCCUUGAUGAAGAAGUACUAGGUUCGCACCACCGGCCAGAUCUAGUGCCGAGCACUCAAUCUCUGUUUGAAGCGACUUCCCUGGCAACCACAAUUUCUUCUUCUUCUUUGAAUGUUGAUGAGCAUUGUCAACGUGAUCAACCUAUGCUCUUUUCUAGCAGUAAGAGCUCUUUGCCUUCAAGUUCAACAUUCACUUUAGAAGACAGUGCCAUCUAUUUGACUUCAGAACAGAGCACACUGGAAACAGAAAAUGAUAAUGCUUCAGUUCUGGAUGUCUACUUAUAACAAAGAGUACACAAAGAGUAAAACUAAGAGACGUGACCAAGGUUAAUGAAGAGCACUUUCUGCACUCCUCAUUUAAGAAGGAGGAAUUUUCUGAGCCUAACAGACGAAGAGUAAUAAUCAACUGGAUUUAUUCUAAGAAGUGUCAGGAUCUUUGAAAGGAUUGAUGGACUUGGCAAAAAUGACAUGAAACAUUCCACACUGCUAUCAUCCACUGUUGCUUGCUGAACUGUGAAGAACUGUGUAUUCAGGCUGCUUUCUACUAUAUUGCCAAUCACCUUUUAUGGACUUGGAAGUGAUAUUUUCUUAUCAGCUCGCUAGUGGUUUCAUUUGCAUGCAUUCUGUAACUAUGCACAAGCAAAAUUUAUUGUCUGCUUUACCUAUAAAAAAUAAGCACAGUGAUUAAUAAAAUUAAUUUCAUUAGUUUUGAUCCUUCAGUUCUAAUCACCUAGGUCCACAUUAAUGGAAAUUGGAAUCUAUGUCAUACAAGGGUUAGGGUAAACCUCUGCACGUGCUAUAUGAAAAUGAGCCUCUAAAGAAACUUUCACUGCUGGUGAAAAGGAGAAAAAAAAAAAGUUAUUUAUAACAAGGCCUUAUGUUGUGUAUAUAUAUUGCCUUUGAAAUAUUUUUGAUUUUAGUUUAUUUCUUGUAAAAGAGAAAUUAUAUAAUUUAUUUAGCAAAUACUACUGUAAACUAUAGUUUUAUUGAUGAAUAAAAUAUUUUGUUCUCAAAACUA
Molecule: messenger RNA, 5056 nt
Organism: Strigops habroptila (Kakapo)
Lineage: Eukaryota; Metazoa; Chordata; Aves; Psittaciformes; Psittacidae
Gene: PIP5K1B
Product: phosphatidylinositol-4-phosphate 5-kinase type 1 beta
Exons: 15
Coding region: 2698-4323 (541 amino acids)
Biological process (GO): phosphatidylinositol metabolic process
Molecular function (GO): phosphatidylinositol kinase activity
Source: RefSeq, a predicted model, not a curated record